GGUUAGUAGAUAAUCCAAGCUUUCCUUUCUUUGUAACUCCGUCCCACUGCAAACUCAACAGUCGCCACCACGAUAGCUCUCUCUGAUUCUCCCCCUCCUCCUUCUUUUCAUCACUGAAGCAGCAGACUUCAGCCCUAAACCCAAUAAACCCACCCCCCUCUCUCUCUCUCUCUCUCUCUCAAGUAACUAGCAAUGGUCGAGCCUUUCUCCUCUGCCAUCCUUAAACCCACUGCCAGACUUCAGCCCUAAACCCAAUAAACCCACCCUCUCUCUCUCUCUCUCUCUCUGAAGUACCUAGCAAUGGUCGAGCCUUUCUCCUCUGCCAUCCUUAAACCCACUGUCAUUUUCACUGCAAAACCAUCACCCUCAUGCUCCCUUUUCCUUCUGCUCCUCCUCUGCAUUCUAGGGCUCUAUACCCUCCACCACUCCCACUCUGGGACGCCCCCUUCUUCACCUUCCCCAAAUGCCCUCCACUUCCGCAACCUCUUCCUCUCCUCUUCCUCCAACUACACCCUCUCCUCCUACCUCCGCGCCCUCACCCUCCGCCCCCACCUCGCCGGCACUCCAGCCGCCCUCCAAACCGCAAAUCUCAUCCAAACUCACUUUAAGGACCUAGGGCUCGAGACCCACACCGCGCGCUUCGACGCACUUCUCUCUUACCCCGUGCACUCUUCCCUCUCGGCGCAUUUUACCAACGGGAGCCUCAGGGACCUCCCCUUGGCCGAACCGGGCCAGGUGGGUACCGCCGUCGUGCGGCCCUACCACGCUUACUCGCCGUCCGGGUCGGCCUACGCCAAGGCGGUGUUCGUGAACUACGGGAGGGAGGAGGACUACCGUGCGCUGGCAGCGAUGGGGGUGAAGGUCAAAGGGUGCAUAGCGGUGGCGAGGCGGGGUCCGCUGCCGAGGUCGGCGGUGGUGGGGAUGGCGGAGGAGAGAGGAGCGGUAGCGGUGCUAAUGUACACCGAGGGGAACGUGUUCAGGGAUGGGGUUGAGAGGGGGACGGUGUUAAGUGGGCUGGGGGACCCACUGACGCCUGGGUGGGCCAACGGCGGCGGCUGGGACGGCGACGGCGUUGUCGGUGGUGAUGGGGAGAGUCUGAGGUUGGAAGAUAUAGAAGUUUCAAGAAGAUUGCCAAAAAUCCCAUCUAUGCCGAUCUCUGUUGAGACCGCUGAGACCAUUUUGAGGUCGCUCGACGGGGGUAGGGUGCCCUACGAGUGGAGGGAUACCCUACGGUCCAAGGUUGGCAGAGUUGGCCCGGGCCCGACUUUCCUCAACUUCACUUACCAGGGGGAGAAAAAGGUGGCUACAGUGCAAAAUGUUUUUGCGGUUAUAAGGGGUUUGGAAGAGCCUGAUCGCUACAUUCUACUUGGCAACCACAGAGAUGCGUGGACAUAUGGAGCUGUUGACCCCAAUAGUGGAACUGCAUCCCUACUUGACAUCGCUCGUCGAUAUGCACUUCUAAUGAGCCUGGGGUGGACACCACGAAGAACAAUUAUUCUGUGCAGUUGGGAUGCUGAAGAGUUUGGAAUGAUAGGAUCCACCGAAUGGGUUGAACAGAACCUUGUGAAUUUGGGCUCUAAAGCUGUAGCAUAUCUUAACGUAGACUGUGCUGUUCAAGGGCCAGGAUUCUUUGUAUCUGCAACUCCUCAACUUGAUGAACUCCUUGUUGAGGUCACUAAGAAGGUCAAUGAUCCAGACUCAGAGAGUACGACAAUAUAUGAGAAGUGGACAGCUAUGAAUGGAGGCAUAAAUAUUCAGAGGCUUAAUGGAGUAGAUUCUGACUUCGCUCCAUUUUUGCAACAUGCAGGAAUUCCUUCUGUUGAUUUGUACUUCGGAAAAGAUUUUCCAGUCUAUCACACUGCUUUUGACUCGUAUAUCUGGAUGUCAAACUAUGGAGAUCCAUUGUUUCAUCGUCAUGUGGCUGUUGCUGGAAUCUGGGGACUUCUUGGCCUCCACCUGGCUGAUGAUUCCAUACUACCUUUCAACUAUCUCUCUUAUGUGCAUCAAUUACAGGAAUAUACAGAUUCAUUGAGCAAUUGGUUGGAAGGGAGAGUCUCCCUGCGUCCUCUCACCACAGCCGUUCAUGAACUCGCCUCCGCAGCCAGAGAAGCCAACAUGGAAGCUAAGAAACUCAGAGAGGAAGAAACUAUGGGAGAUUCUUUAGUGUUGAAGAAGCGAAUGUUAAAUGAUCGUUUGAUGCUUGCUGAAAGAGGAUUCUUGGAUGCAGAUGGGCUUCAGGGAAGGCAAUGGUUCAAGCAUCUUGUAUAUGGGCCUCCAAGCGACUAUGAAAGCAAGCUGGUUGUCUUCCCCGGAAUAGGUGAUGCUAUAUCACAGUCCAUGAGAGUGGAUCAUAGAGAACGACAGUCAUCAAUUCAGCAUGAAAUUUGGAGGGUUGCCAGGGCCAUUCGUCGGACUGCCAGUGUUCUUAAGGGACAGUUUGCCUAAGAAAUGGUAUGAAAACACACACACACACACAAAGCCUGCACAAACAAAUAGCAGAGGGAGAAAUAUGCUAAAAAUGUAAUGACUUGUAUAUACAAGUUGUCAUUUUGUUUGUAUUGUUAUUUCUGUUCCUUUAUAUAUAUAUAUAUAUAUAUAUAUCUUAACAUUUUUGUACACAAUAAUUUAUAUACUGCCCUUGUAACUGCAAUCCCUGUAAUGGAAGUACUUUUUUGUUUCCUCCA
Molecule: messenger RNA, 2684 nt
Organism: Malania oleifera
Lineage: Eukaryota; Viridiplantae; Streptophyta; Magnoliopsida; Santalales; Ximeniaceae
Product: probable glutamate carboxypeptidase AMP1
Exons: 10
Coding region: 301-2445 (714 amino acids)
Molecular function (GO): carboxypeptidase activity
Source: RefSeq, a predicted model, not a curated record